This is a messenger RNA of Spodoptera exigua (beet armyworm), 8887 nucleotides long. The record is from the annotation of a GenBank genome assembly. Lineage: Eukaryota; Metazoa; Arthropoda; Insecta; Lepidoptera; Noctuidae.
AUUUCAUUGAAACGACUGUUAUGAAAUUGUUUGUUUAUUAAUGUAAUAUUCUCGUAAUAUUCACACGUGAUUCAAAAAUAAGCUUCAAAAUAAUAAUACAUUUGUAAAAAUAAAAUAUAUUGUGUACCGUCAUACCAUGUUACAAAAAUGGAAGCUUAUUAUUAACAAUUGGAUAAACUGUUACUUCAGUGAAAACAAUCAAGAUGACCGGACCGUUAACAUAGAAUCGUUAUUGAAUAUUAUAUCUCAUUUACAUGAGAAUCUCAACUUAGACGAAUCGAAGUCAUCUAUAUUGGAAGCGCAUACAGUUGAGGGGUUUUUGUUGGAGAAGUAUCCAGAAUUUAAAUUUGAAAAUGGAACAGUUGAAUCAGCUAAUGAGGAUGAUGCAUAUCUGGUGGCAUCAUUGCUUCUUUUCUUUGUGUGUGUGAAUUCUAAGGAUGUUGACAUAAAGAGUGCAAUGUGUAGCAAGCUGAGUGGUGAUGAUCAAGAGAUUAUACUGAAGUUCACCAAGAGCCUACUGGAGUGUAGUCCUAUCACACUCAGGGAUUUACAGGCAGCUAUUACAGAUGCAUGUGGACCAGACAUGGCAUCUGGGCAUAUGAAAGUAGCAGAAACACCACCGGCUUUGCGCUCAUUGCACGGAGAGGUACGGAGACUGCAGGCAGCACUGGACGCAGAGAGAUUUGACCGGAACUAUCUGCAAGAAGAACUAGCUAGGACUAACCUGAGGGUGGAAAAACUGAUGAAUGACAAGGAACAAUACAAGUUGGACAUAGUGAACUUAAAGGCGAAGAUAUCUUUGUGCUGUCGUGAAGAUCAGGAUCAACGCGGUACGGAGGCCGAAGCGGAGGCCUCCGAGAAAUUGCAGCGGCAGCUACAGGAUAUGGAGGAGCGCCUGGUCCGCACCCAGGAGUCACUUGAUGAUGUAACUUAUGAACGGGAUACUUAUAAAGCUAAGGUGGACGAGUUGAAACAAGACCGCGACAAAUGGCUGUCUCUCAGCCAGCAAGAGAGUGAGCGUGCCAUUCAAUUUGGCGAGGAGUUGGAAGUGGAACGAAAGCACAUGCAGGCCCUCAAAGAGCUCGUCAACGAGCUGCGUCAGCAUAACCGUCGCAAUGGCCUCGACACCAGCCUACUCGAGUGCGAUGACCCUGACACCAGCAUACAGUCCUUACAACAAAAUCUCUCUGUAUGCAGUGAGGCGUGCGCUAACGUCGUGGAAGUGCAGUUAGGUGAAGAAAGAGCUAAAGUUGAUGCUCUUAAACAACAGCUACAAAGGUUGCAAGAAGACAUGCAUGAGCUCAACCAAAAAACCGAUCGUGAAAAAGAAAAUUUCGAAAAACUACUAUCAGAACGUGACAACGAAAUUCUAUAUCUGAAAAGCCGUUUCAAUGAAACCGUUGAGAAGAAAGAUAAGGAGAUUACUGAAUAUUACAAUGAAGUAGUUAAACUUAACAAUGAUAAUAAUGAACUAGAACGAAGGAUUAAACAUAAUAAUGAACACUCUAGGCAAAUUAUUGAGCAGAAGAUGCAAGAAAUUCAAACACUACAGGAACAGAAGUUGUCUCUCCUGCAGAGUCUAUCCGAUGAGACUACCAAGUUGGAGAAUGUAAUUGCAGAACUAAGAUCGGAACUAGAAGCGGAGAAACAGGCGCGAGCCAAAAUGAGAGAUACUUAUGACAAUCAAAUGAUGAAGUUAAACGAGAAAAUAUUGAAUAGAAACAAUGAACUGGUUGAGCUACAGAACAAUGUUUUCGAAAAGAGUGAGAUGAUGGAAACCCUACAAAUGAACGUGCGCCAUCUAAGUGAGCAGAAACGUGAAGUUGAAAAUAAAUUACACAAUAAAACCGAAGAAAUGAAUGCAAUGCAACACAGCCUAGAACAAAAUAUUGCAUCAAUAUUAAAGGAAAAUGAGCAUUUCAAACUUCUUGUAGCUAGCUUCCAAGAACAGUGUGAAGUUUUGGAAGAGAGUAAAUCGCAGUUGGAGGGUGAAAUAAAAAGAUUUGGAGAGCUUCUCAAAGACACUGAAAAUCUUAAGAAUGCAUUCAGCGAAGCGACUGAAAAACUUAACUGUGAAUUGGAUGAAAAGAACGCGAUCAUAAAUACAUUACAAACACAUUUACAAGACGAAAUACGCCACAAGAUUGGAUAUCAAGAAGAGUUACAGAGGUUGCAAACAGCCAAAAUGUACAUGGCUGAAGACUUGAAUAAAUUGAAUGUGGAGUAUUCGAAAUUAAAAAUAGAGUUGACAGGCAAGGAUAGGACUGUCGAGUCGUUGGAGAUGAGUUUGAAAGAAGCCAGAGACGCAGCAGACAAGUUGAAGACUGACAACGAGAAAUUUGACCGUGAUCUGACGGAAAUGUCAAAUGAGAUCGCACACAAGAAUAAAACUAUUGAAAUACUCAACAAUACGCUUGAAACAACUAAAAAGAGUCUGGAAGAUGAGCUUAUGGAAAAGAAUGAAAUAAUUGACGAUAACAAUCACAAGAUAACUAACUUGACGUCAAAUAAACAAGCCUUGCAGAACAAAAUAGAUUCAAUUAACGUGGAGAAGACUAAACUUGAGAACGAGCUGGUGGCGAAAUCCAAACAGAUAUCACAAUUGCAGGCAGAAUGUGAGAAAUUGACUAAAACCGUUGACGAGAAUAAGAAAGCUAUCCGCAGUUUGGACCAAAACACAACAAAAGAAAAACAAAAAUAUGCUGCACUUGAAAAAACCUACGAUACAGAAACUUCUAAACUGAUGGCCAAACUGAAUGAAACUGAAAAGACUAUUAAAGAAUUAACAUCGACUUCUAAAAAGACUAUUAAGAACAAAGAACACCAAAUUCAAAUGCUUACGAGUGAACUAGAAAACACGAAAAAAGCUAUGGAAGCUAAAACAGAAAGUAUACACAUGGUAGAUAAAGAAAAAGAGGCAUUAGUUCAAAAGUUGGAAGAAGAAAUUACUUACAAGAACAAAAUUGAAAAGGAAUAUCAAAAUCAAUGCACACAGAUAGAGAGUGUGACAACCCAAUUAAAUGAAGAAUUAACUAGCAAGAAUAAUGAAAUACUUGCAUUAAAAUCUGAACUGGACAAGGCCACGAAGACCAUAGAAGAGAAAUGCAAAGAAAUCCAAGUUUUAGGAGAGCGAUUGUCUAAAGAAGAUCAACUGAUUAGAGAUUUGGCUCACCAGAAGACUGUUGAGACCAAAGAUUUCCAGAAGAAGCUUAGUAAUUUGCAAAGUGUAAAUAAUGAAUUAAAGCAAGAAGUGAAAAAAGCAAACGAAUGUAAGGAGCAAGUAAUUGCAGCAUUGCAGAAGGAAAAUGAACAACUACAGUUUGCCAUUGAAGAAGACAACAGUAGCCAUGAAGUUAUUUUGAAGGAAAAAGAUUGUAUCAUAGACAGAUUAGAGAAACAACUUAAAGUGCAUACUGAUCAACUAGAGUCACUCAGGAAAGACUACGAAAACAUCACACUAGCGUGGGAGACAUACAAGGUAGAAACCAAGGAAAACAUGCAAGCUAAAGAAGAACAAAUCAGAACUUUAACUCAGGAAGCAAGCCAGUUAAAAGAAAAUAUUUCUAAAAUGAAAAUAGAAAAGGAUGAGUUGGUCAAAAAACUAGAAGAUCACGUUGAAGAAAUGAAAGUGACCAAAAUAAAACACGAUGAACGUCUAAAAGAACUAAGCAACGACGAAAUGAAGCUUUCUGCUAUUUUAGAAGACAAACAGGUUUUACAGGACCAGUUGAUAGAAGAAAAAGCUGCUAAAGACAGACUUGAAACAGAAAAUAAACAGAAGAACGAAGAAAUUAAAGUUCUAAUUGCAGAUAAAAAUCAACUCAUAAAUGAAAAAGAAGUCCUGACGCAACAGCUUGUCGAAGAGAGGGCGGUUAAGUUAGUUUACGAGGAGGAAAGAAACUCUCUCGUUUCAGAAAAGACAUCUCUCGAGAGGAAGUUACUAAGCCAAGUAGCUACAACAGAAAAUCUAAUGGAGAGCAAGGAAUGUCUUACCCAACAGCUUGUUGAAGAGAAAUCGGCUAAAGAAAUAGCGGAGAAAGAAAAAGAGAAUAUUUUAUUAGAGAAACGACUUAUAGAACAGAAGAUAAUGGAAGUGGAGAAUGACAAAGAAGAAAUUAGAAGAGAAAUUAAUGAUUUGAUAGAAAAGCAUCGUUUGCUGGACCAGCAAUGUAUGAAAGAGAUGGAAGCUAAUGAGGCUCUCAGUGGAGAGAAAUUGAAAUUGCUACUAAAUUUAACAGAGGAACAGGCAUCGAAAGAUGUUCUAAUUAAAGAAAAUGAGUUCCUAGUCAGUCAAGUACAAUGUCUGAGAUGUGACUUGCUUGAACAAAAAACAAUUCAAGAUGUCCUCAUUGGUGAAAAAGAGGUGUUACUUGCCGAAAAAGAAGGACUUGUUAAGUCUUUAGGCGUCGAAAAGUCGGCGCAUGAUGAAAUUGAAACGGAAAAAGAUCAAUUAAUCACUAAAUUGUGCGAGUUGAACGAAAGUUAUAUAUCUAAAGCUAGCAGUGCGCAAAUCGAGCUUGAGAACCUCACUCAAAGAGUCAACACUUUGGAAAUGGAUCUUAAACAACAAGAGGAAAUGAAUAAUCAAAUAACAAAAACUUUGACUGCUGGACUUGACAAAGUUAUUGAAGGGCUUAAAACAGAGGGGAUAGCUAAUGAAUUCGUAGGGAAAAUGACCCAAUCUGACGAUAAAAUCAAUCAGGCCACUGACGAGUGUGAUAUGCUUAUAAACAUUGCUAAUAAGUUAACUACAGAAUUUGUAAUGAGGCAGAAUCUAGUGAAAGCUCUCGAACAUGGCAAUAGCUCACUGGCGGAGUUGAGAGAAGUGCUCAAACUGAAGGAAAAUCAGCUUCUUGAAAUGCAGACAGAGAUCAAGCGGCUGCAACAGAUCGUCAAUGAGAAUAAGAUUGAACUAUCAAAGCGUACCGAGACGUUUAACACGACGGUUGAGAACAAGACGAGAGAAAUACAAGCACUAAUGAAUGAGAACCAAGCGCUCACAAAUGACUUGAAUGAUGUCAAGUUACAGCUGGAAGUGAAAGUACAUUCAUUGAAGGAAAAACUUAUUGACAACGAGAAUUUGACUGACAAAUUAAAGAUGACGUACGAAUGUCAAAUAGAUAAUUUGAAUGUUAUGAUCACUAAGCUGUCGAAUUACUUGAAAGAUAAAACUUCGGAGUAUGAUGCUGUUAGAAGAGAGAAGGAACGGUUGGUGCAAACCAUAGAAGAGAAUGGUCAAGCAAUUAAAGCAUUAGAAGAAGAAAUCAAACUUGAAGUUCAAAAUAAACAAAAAUUAAUACAAGACUUCGAUGCCGAGAGGCAGAUACUUAAAAACAUGGUGACUGUUACCGAGUCUAUUAUGGAAGAUCAGAAAGUAACUUUGAACAAUAUCAUUGCGGAGCAUGUACGUACUAAUGAGGCGUUGAAAGAAGAAAAAGAAACUAUCACCAAUACGUUACAGAAAGAAAAAGAAGAUUUUGAAGCUAAAUUAAAGGAAAAAGACAAUGCUCUAGAAAUGUUACUAAAAGAAAUGGCUGAAGUGAAAACAGAAAAAGAUAGUAUUGAAAAACAACUGAAGGAAGUUAUUGAGAAGGAAAUAAAGGAUUUGCAAGUUAAAGUGGAAGAGAAAGAAAGUGCGUUCGAAUCUUUGGUUAAGACAGUAGGUGUGCUUAUAAGUGCCGAUGGAGCCUCAUUGAACAAAGAGAGUUUUGAAGCCGAAGUACGAAAAAUGAAGGAUAACUUGCAAAGUAAAAUUGUCGAAAAUAAAAAAAUCAAAGAGGAAAUUAAAGAGCUAGAGGAUUUGUUACAUAAAUAUAAAGAUGAUAUAGCUACGUUGGAAAAACGUAACGAGACACUGAAAGACGAAGCAAAUAUGGCUGAACAAAAACUACAAGCACAAAUUGUAGAAUUACAAAAUUCAUUACAAACGCAAAUGGCAACCAAUAAAGAUUUGGAAUUAACACUAAAAGAGAAAGAAGGUAAUGCCAAAGAAUAUAACGAAAAACUCGACUUGCUAAAUGAACAAAUUAAUAUUCUCAAACAAGACAAAAUUACUUUGGAGGAAGAGAAAAAAUCACUAAUUGACAAUAAUAAAGAUUUGGAAAAUAACAUGAAGCUAUAUCAACAGCAUAAGGUAGAAAACACUAAACUAAAUAAUGAGAAACAGGAUCUCAUUAAAACUAUUGAAGAUAAUAAAACAGUGGUUUCUUAUUUAGAGGCUCUGGUCAAAGAGCUUCAACAGAAGAAUAAACAACUCUCUGACGACAUUCAGAAUGGCAAACAGGACUUGGUAAGCAAGUGCGACAUACUGCAACAGUACCAUGAUAAGGCUGAAGUACAUCUCCAGGAACGAGAAAAGGAAAUUAAUAUUCUACAAAAAGAAAUAACCACGUUGAAGGCCAAAGUACAACAAUGCGAAGAAGAUUCUAAAGCCAAAGACGCAAUUCUAUCGAAAAUCAGCAAAGAAAAAGACUCCGUCAUUGCCUCCGUUACCAAAGAACUAGAUGAACUCAAGGCAGCUAAAGACAUGUUCGACCAAGAAAUACAAGAGAAGACCAAAAUUAUAAAUGAAUUGAAACAGAAUCUAGAAGAAAUUAAUAAUCAGAGAGAAGCAUUACACAUUCUGAAGAAAGAAAACGAAAAACUGAUCAAGGCUGUAGGAAUGAGAGAGACAUUUGCCGCGGCGCAAACUCAAGAAAAGACUUCGAGCCACAAGCACUCUGGUCACGCGGAGAGGGAGCUCCGCGACUUCCAGCAACAGGUAGAUAACACAUCUUCAGACAUCACACACUCAUCCGUGGAGAGCUUAAAGACCAUCACAGACUUAGAAAAGAUUAUCAACGACAAGAACCGAAUGAUCACGACGCUGCAGAGUGACGUCACGUACCUCAAGUCCUUGAUGGCCGAGUCCGAAACUAAACUACUCGACGUGACCAAAGACCUUGAACUCAGCAAGGAGAACUGCCAUCAGCUGUCUACUCAGCUAAAGAAAAUUGUACACCAGAAAAAUGAGGAGAUAGCUGACCUCAGGAAACAAGUCAACAAAAUGUCCGUCACUGAGAACAGAGCCACGCAGAUCAUAAAGGUAUCCGCCAAGUACCAGGCGAUCAUACUCAAGAGGAUUGCCGAGAUAAAGACCAACACUGUGCUGAAAGAACUCACCAACUUCGGCAACUCCAACAACUAUGACAGCGAAGUGAAACGCAGUCUCAGUGCUGGGACUGUCACCAUGGAGGAUCUCGAGAACUUCCUGGAGACCACGGACAGGCAUCUCAGAAAGUGCUCAGAAAAACAACUAGCUCUGCAAAAGGAACGCGACAGACUGACGGAAGUAAAUAAGAUCAACGAAUCGGAGAUACUGAACAUGAAGAAGUUUUUGACAGAGCUGUCGGUCAGCUUCCAGACGUUGAGCUCCAUCAAGGAAGUAUACGCCACGAAGCUGAGCCGCGUCAUAUCCAUGCAGCGCACCGUGCGGCGCGAGAUCCUGGCGCUCGAGGGCCGCGUCGCCGAGGCCACGCUGGCGCGCCUCGAGCGAGGACAUGGCGCCGCCGCGCAGGACCUGGCCGAGGCCGCGCUGGCCUUGCAGCGCUGGCUCGAGCGCUGCAUGGCACGCACCGUCUCCGCCGAGAAGCUGAAGCAGGCUUUCCUCAGCGACAGCGAGCGGACUUCGCUGGCGAGCGCCAGCUUCCAGAACGCGGGGCUGGAGGUGCAGCUGGACGAGCUGGAGAAGCUGUUCCAGCAGCUACUGGAGGACGUGGCGCGGGCGCCGCGGGCGGAGCCCCCGCGGGACGCGCAGGCCGGCACCGUCAUGGAGGUGCGCGCCGAGUACGAGGACAAACUCAACCGAAUGAAGAGUAAAAUGAAACAACUGUACACGGAGCAGAUCGCGGUGUUCAAGGAGAAGCAGCGCGGCGAGGUAAGCGCGCUGGAGGCGGAGCUGGCCCGGGCGCGCGCGCGACUCGGCGCGACGUCGCGCGCGUACGAGCAGCACGUGCGCGCGCUGACGGCGGAGCUGUGGGCCGUCGGGGAGAAGUUCCUCGCGCAGCGCGACCACGCCGCCGCCGCGCGCCGCGCCGCCAGGUCCGCCUCGCUCAUGUCGCUGCAACACGUGCACUCCGUACGUAUACACUCACAGCGCUGUCUCCAACCCAUGUUUCAUUCAUCACAUUACACGUUUAUUUUGGUUGCAGUCUGGCCUCGUACCGUUCCAAGAAGAAGUAGACCGUCCCUCCGACUCUCAUUCGCUGCGCUCUCUACCUGUACACCACGGCGCCAAACGAGUGUAUCGGCGCGGCGGGGGCUGCCGGAGGCAAGCUUCAGCGCAAGGAGGUCGGCAUCACCGCCUACAAGAAGCCAGGCCCACCCACUCCCAGUAAGCAGGCUGGCAGACUCUCCGCUACCGACUCUGAGCUCCGCGAGUCGCUGCGCGUGGAGGCCGAGCCGCAACCGUCCCGUAAGACGAGCACGCCGUCCCGCAUCCGAUCUUUGUUCCGAUCAUCCAGAAAUGAUACCGAAUGGUCAUUUGGCUUUUCGAGGCGCGCGCGGUACGCUACGCGCCGUCCGCAGACCCGCGCUUACGUUGGCCAGAGGUCAUCUCUCGAUCACCGACAUCCGGAAUGACGCCUACUGCCGCGACUGGGGCGUCAAGAGGAUAGUUCCCUCAGGCGAUCCGCCUCCUCCUUUGUGCGAUCACUGCUUUAAAGAGGAGACUGCUUCCCAGCUCCUCUCGCUACGAACCAUUGUCUCGGCAAAGGCCGGACGCGAGGCCGCUCACUUCCCCGAGGACACGGCGGAGCUCAGCCCAAACAAGGCACACAAUCACCGUAUGCUCCACCGUAUCCUUAGGGCUUAUUUUCUCCUUUUAUGUUAUGAUAUGAAGCUCGAGUAG